Molecule: messenger RNA, 7694 nt
Organism: Syngnathoides biaculeatus (alligator pipefish)
Lineage: Eukaryota; Metazoa; Chordata; Actinopteri; Syngnathiformes; Syngnathidae
Gene: slc4a8
Product: solute carrier family 4 member 8
Exons: 24
Coding region: 189-3380 (1063 amino acids)
Biological process (GO): monoatomic anion transport; bicarbonate transport; transmembrane transport
Cellular component (GO): plasma membrane
Molecular function (GO): monoatomic anion transmembrane transporter activity; solute:inorganic anion antiporter activity; sodium:bicarbonate symporter activity
Source: RefSeq, a predicted model, not a curated record
CCGGGGAAGCAUCCCACUCUGAGGAUGUGCAGGAGCCUUUUCCUCCUUCGGAAGACAUGUUGACAAGCGACAUGUUAGCGGACACCGAAGCCACUGCUGGGGCCAGCUCUCCACUCUUUUCGUUCUAACGUCCAAGGCGGAGAACGUGUCACCUUUACCUCGUCCAGGUCAGCGAGAAGGCCACCAGCAUGCCCGUUCAAGAACCUGACAGCAUCUUAAGCUACCAGCGGCCAGAUGAGGAGGUGGUGAUAGACCAGGGUGGGACCAGCUCAGUGCUCAACAUUCACUAUGAGAAGGAAGAACUUGAAGGCCACAGAACUCUCUUCGUGGGUGUUCGGAUGCCCCGGCAGAGCCAUCGACACCACAAGGCUCACGGCUCUCGGCAUCGGAAGAAAGACAAGAGGGCAGGGAGCGUUACAGGACAACAAAGCAUCGAAAAUGAGAAAAAGCCCUGCCAUGACACGCCGUCCCAGCGGGUCCAGUUCAUUCUGGGAACUGAGGAAGACGCUGAGCACGUGGCUCACGAGUUGUUCACCGAGCUAGAUGAGAUCUGUGUGAAAGAUGGCAAAGAUGCUGAGUGGAAAGAAACCGCCAGGUGGCUAAAGUUUGAGGAAGAUGUGGAGGAUGGAGGUGAGAGGUGGAGUAAGCCAUACGUGGCUACGCUCUCGCUCCACAGUCUCUUUGAGUUGAGGAGUUGCAUCAUCAACGGCAGCGUAUUGCUCGACAUGCACGCCGACUGCAUCGAGGAGAUUGCAGACAUGGUCCUGGACCAUCAGGAGGCCUCUCACGAGCUGGAUGACAGUGUGAGGGUUAAAGUGCGGGAGGCCUUGCUCAAGAGGCACCACCACCAGAAUGAGAAGAAGAAGAACCUCAUGCCCAUCGUACGCUCCAUCGCAGAGGGGACUCGCAAACAGUCUGAGCCUCAUCUGACAGCUGGGUCAGCCACAUCUCCCCAGCCUGCAACCCCUGCAGAGCCAGCUAAAAACGGCGCUGGACAGGACGGGCAUCAAGUGGACCUCAGCAAGGUGGACCUUCACUUCAUGAAGAAAAUCCCAGAGGGAGCAGAGGCCUCCAAUGUGCUGGUCGGUGAGCUGGACUUCCUGGAGAGGCCCAUCGUGGCCUUUGUACGUCUCUCCCCCGCUGUGCUGCUCACUGGCCUCACUGAGGUCCCCAUACCUACCAGGUUCCUCUUCAUUCUCCUGGGCCCAGAUGGAAAAGCUCAGCAAUACCAUGAGAUCGGGCGCUCUAUGGCAACCAUUAUGACGGAUGAGAUCUUCCACGGUGUAGCCUACAAGGCAAAGGACAGAAGUGACCUACUGGCCGGUAUAGACGAGUUCCUGGACCAGGUGACUGUCCUGCCCCCAGGAGAAUGGGACCCUUCUAUCCGCAUUGAGCCACCCAAAAAUGUUCCAUCUCAGGAGAAGAGGAAGAUGCCUGGUGUUCCUAAUGGCACCGCCUACCAAGUAGAGGAAGAGCUCCACGCGGAGCACCAUGGACCGGAGCUGCAAAGAACUGGAAGGUUGUUUGGCGGUCUGAUUAUGGACAUGAAAAGGAAGGCUCCCUUCUAUCUGAGUGAUUAUAAGGAUGGUCUGAGCCUGCAGUGUGUGGCCUCAUUUCUCUUCCUCUACUGUGCCUGCAUGUCCCCCGUCAUCACCUUUGGGGGGCUUCUUGGAGAGGCGACCGAGGGACGCAUUAGCGCCAUCGAGUCCCUACUUGGUGCAUCCAUGACUGGAGUGGCUUACUCACUGUUUGCUGGCCAGCCUCUCACCAUUCUGGGCAGCACAGGUCCUGUGUUGGUCUUUGAGAAAAUCCUCUUCAAGUUCUGCAAGGACUACCACCUCUCCUACUUGUCUCUAAGGGCCUGCAUUGGCCUGUGGACGGCACUUUUGUGUCUGUUGCUCGUUGCCACAGACGCCAGCUCUCUGGUGUGUUACAUUACUCGCUUCACAGAGGAGGCCUUCGCCGCCCUCAUCUGCAUCAUCUUCAUCUACGAGGCCUUGGAGAAGCUCUGCCACCUGGGAGAAAUCUACCCCUUCAACGCACAUAGCGAUCUGGACAAGCUGACGCUGGCAUACUGCCGGUGUACAGAGCCUGACAGUCCGAGCAAUAAAACUUUAGCGCUGUGGAGCGAGAGAAACAUCACAGCUGCUUCUGUUCCUUGGGCCAAUCUCACUGUCAAGGAAUGUGUGAGUCUCCACGGUCACUUUGUUGGGACGUCGUGCGGCCAUCAUGGCCCCUACACCCCAGAUGUCCUCUUCUGGUCCGUCAUCUUGUUCUUUUCCACUUUCUUCAUGUCAGCGUUCCUCAAACAGUUCAAAACGAGUCGUUACUUCCCCACCAAGGUGCGGUCCAUGAUCAGUGACUUUGCCGUCUUCCUCACCAUUGUCCUCAUGGUAUUGCUCGACUACCUCAUAGGAGUACCCUCCCAGAAGUUAAAAGUGCCCAGCAAAUUCCAGCCCACCAGAGAUGACAGAGGGUGGUUGAUCAACCCAAUAGGGCGCAACCCCUGGUGGACGGUCCUGGCGGCCUCUAUCCCGGCUCUGCUCUGCACCAUCCUCAUCUUCAUGGACCAACAGAUAACCGCCGUCAUCAUCAACCGGAAAGAGCACAAACUGCUGAAAGGUUGCGGGUACCACUUGGAUCUCCUGAUGGUGGGCUUGAUGCUGGCCGUGUGCUCCAUCAUGGGUUUGCCGUGGUUCGUGGCCGCAACCGUCUUGUCCAUCACUCACGUGAACAGUUUGAAGCUGGAGUCCGAGAGUUCAGCUCCAGGAGAGCAGCCUCGCUUUCUGGGCAUCAGAGAGCAGAGGCUCACCGGCCUGGUCAUCUUCUUGCUCAUGGGAUGCUCUGUAUUCAUGACGGGGGCCCUUCAGUUCAUUCCAAUGCCAGUGCUAUAUGGUGUCUUCCUCUACAUGGGAGCUUCAUCCUUAAAGGGCAUCCAGUUCUUUGACCGUCUGAAGUUGUUCGCGAUGCCGGCCAAGCACCAGCCGGACUUCAUCUAUCUGCGUCACGUGCCGCUCCGGAAGGUUCACCUGUUCACGCUCACCCAACUGACCUGCCUCGUGCUUCUCUGGGUCAUCAAGACGUCCCCCGCUGCCAUCGUCUUCCCCAUGAUGGUGCUGGCGCUGGUAUUCAUCCGCAAACUUUUGGACUUGUGUUUCUCCAAUCGGGAGCUCAGCUACCUCGAUGAUCUGAUGCCGGAAUGGAAGAAAAAAAAUCUUGAUGAUGCUUCCAAAAAGAUUGAGGAGGAGUCGCAAGUCAUGCUCACUACAAACGCUGAAGACGUUCCAAUUGUGCACAUUCCCCUGGAGAGCAGUCAAACUGCGCAUACUGCAAAAGCCCACGAUCCCAGGAUUGAAGAGAUGGCUUUCAUUGACGAGUAAAAAAUUGCUUACAGUGCAGGCAACUGUGCCAGAAAACUGUCCACCUGGACCCCAGGAUGUGAUUUGGCUGUUUGGGUCCUUCGCGCCAUCUGAGGGAUUUGGGAAACGUUUCUGUAAUUGCAACCAGCUCCACAAAACGCUUUGGACUGCAGGCCAGCAACAUGUGCACACACACACUGACCCACACGCACACGUUCAAAUUCAGCCGUGCGGAUAGGAUUACCAUAGUUGUACAGGAACGUGUUCGCGAGAAGGUUCCGAGUGGGACCGAGGCUUCCCACUAACCAUUAACAUGAAAGUCAAUGGGAAUCCUCAAUUGCACAACUUUAUAACUGGAUUUCCAUAAACCUGAGCCGUAUUGAUUCAAAUCACUUCUCUUUGAAAUGAGGUAUGACAGGUUCAAGUUGAUUAGUGUAAGGUUGAAUCUCCUUCAAUGGGGAGAGCGAAACAAUGAGAGGAUUCAGUAGAGGGCAGACGUGCACCAGGAUCAAACAAUUCCAUUGCGGAGCCCGGAUUUUGUCAUUCGGAUUCAUGAUUUAUUGAUUGACAAUUGAAAAAACAAAGGUUUUUUUUUUUAAAGCGGGAGGGCCAUUUCGUCAUUUGUCUGCACUUUUACGUGGCUAUAAAAUAUAAGUGGGUCUUUCUUGGCCCUUGUGUCACAUCUAACUCAGUUUCAGGGAGAUCGGUAGUUUUAGCCUGAUCCUGCUAACCUGGCAAAUGAACAGUGAGGAAAACCACAAACAAUGACCAAUAUAAACUGCACUAAACGAUUUAGCACUUCACUUUAUGCAUUCAAAUAUUAAUUUGAAUCUCGUGUCAAUAUUAUUCAAUUUUAUUUUGAUGUACCUUUUAUGUCAUUUGUAAAAUGUAAAUACAAAGUGUGUUUGUAUCCAAACGGUUCGCUUUUCAAUUGAACUUUUUAAUCACGCGCGUUGUCGUCGUUGAAGGGUCGAAUGCAGUUUGGGAGAAAAAGUUGGGUCAAAAAACAGAAGAUUUAAGUAUACACAACUGAAAUGAAUUAAAUUUUGACAAACAUUGAGCACAGCAAUACAUUCGCACGUUGUCUCGUGUAUGAAUGGAUUCUCAAAGAGCGUACAUCAGUCCAGCCGGAGUCCGAUCAUGCGACACGGCCACGCGCAACAAAAUGAAAUGAUGUAUUUUGCCAUUCUGUAAUUUCAAAGCUGUGAGGGUCAGAGGAUUCCAGUUAAGAUUUAUUGUUUGACUAAAAAUUGUAAAAAAUAAAAGCAUCAUUACUGUGCAUCUUAACCCUCGGUGGCCCAAACCACUGGUCAAUUUAAUUAAUCACGCACUGUAUGUGCAUUUCAUUCCCUGAAUUCAGUGCACAGCGCUACUUACUUAAUGACCUCGUGUCGGUUUUAUGUUGUAUUACAGUGGCUGACGGCCAAUAUGUUGCAAAUUCAGGAAUAACAAAACACAAAAAGCACACAAGCACAUGAAAUCAAACCAUAAGAAAAAUGCUGCAAGAUAAAAAUGCUCCAAUUACCAAAAAAAAAAACGCAAAUCCCAAAUCAACUGCAAGACAUUCACGCUCCACAGAGGGUGCCAUUCAUGGACACUAGAUAGCCAGCUGGCUAACGGAAUGGGGUGGCCAUGUUGAGGAGGUGGUGCGGUCUUCAUUCCCGUAGCAACGCAUGGACUAAAGUUAGUCGGAACCUGCUCAUUCUGGAACUGAUUUUCACGUGGGUUGCUGUUUUGUCAAUAUCAAUGCGGAUGUUAACAAUACACCCAAAAAAUGGAGAUAUGAAAUGGACUUCCUGUUCCCUGGCGGUAAUUGUACGGCAUUCAACCGUGUGCAGCACAAUGUGGCGGUGUGACGGUCUGAGCGCUCCCGGUGCUGAAAAGUCUCCUUGUGAUUAACGCGCAUGCGCGUAUAUCUUGUUUUCUGGCCAGUCUGAAACAUCUCCAUCCACGCUUCAACAUGUGCCAUUCGACAACUUGUCGCCGAGUGUUCAUGUUCGCUAUGGAUGUCUCAGAAAGACGAACACCACAGCGAACAUACAAUAUGUGUAUAUCUUUUCAUCAACUUUUGUUUUAAGUUUAGGGUUAAGGUUAGGUUAUCACGUAUGUUAGCUCCCUCAAUGUCGAAGAAGGGGAACUAUGUGACCAGGGGAUUUCCCAGUAAGGUCACCUUCGUACCCAGAGUUCCCCUGUUAGUAAUACAUGCGCAUUCAUCACAAGGAGACUUUUCAGCACGGGGGAGCGCUCGGACCCUCUCACCGGCAUCCCAAGACUUUUGGUUUUCCCUCCAUCCCCACACAUGGAAUGAGGUGAACACUUUGACCUCCUUGGUUUAGCUUCACCAGCGUCGCAGAGCUCCUAAGGGGGGUGUCGUAUGUACCUGUACAGUACAUACAGUACCUGUCUCACAGGUCUUUUCCAUCCUGGAGCAGCCUGGCGGAGUUUGCGGGGUGCGUGGGAUCGAUUCCCACUCAGUGAUGGUUGUCGGUAUCUGCUCUGUGACUGACUGGCGACCAGUUCAGGGUGUUGUCCGCCUUUCGCCCGAAGCUAGCUGGGAUAGGCUCCAGCUUUCCCGCAACCCUUGUGAGGAUAAGCGGCUUUGAUAAUGACAUGACAUUUCUUCUGUAUUUUUUUUUCUGCAAUUUUGGUAUUAUUUUUAGUCUUGCAGCGUUUGAUUUUAUGUGCUUGUGUGUUUUUCCUCUUGCGUCAUUCGUGCUAUAAAGCAUAUGGGUAUGAAGUGUAUUUGCGGCACAAUAGCCACCGUAUGAAAUAAGCUUUUAAAUAUAAAUGUAAAUAUGAGAGGAUCUACGUAUAUAAGUGGAAACAGCCAAAAGUAUAGUUUCUUAUUUCUUUACCUCAGACAAAGUUGUUAAAACUCCUGCAAGGCACUUUGGGUGGUCGAUGAGUUGGAGGCUUUGGGUUAUAGAGCCGUCAUUUUCGAACAUUAUUUAAGCAAUAAUAUACCCAAAGUCUAUUUCAAUUGAACUUUAAGGAUCUUAGUUACUAAUACAUUUUCGUUAAUCAGGGAUCCUUUGUGUAUUGUAAACCUUGCUGAUAAAUAAAUACACUGAAAUAACAUCACAUUUGGACAGUGGCACAUUUUCAUCUAUCAGCCACAUACAGAUCUUCAUCUAAGGAUCAGUUCCUACUCGAUCCACACUCAGACUACAUUUGUAGUAGCACUAAUUGUAGAUAAGUAUAUUCAUGAAGUUUGUUUUGGUUUCAACAGAUCUAUUAAAGAAAAUAUUGUAAUGAGUACAACAAUCGUUUAUUUUCGCUUGUGAUAUUCCAACCUGUUUUAUUUUUGACUUUCUGUAUAUAGUGUAAGAAGGUUGGCGGCUUAAUAGAAAAGCUGACAACAGGCAUUUCUUUGCCUCUAAAUGACCUUGAGUUUAUGAAACUAGAAGAGUAAUGUGAAAGUGGUAUAAGUUAUGUAUCUUAGAAUCUGCCAUUUAUUUGCCAGUAAGUAGGAAACACGAUUGUUUUGUAGUCUUUUGCGCUGUAUAAUUAAUUCCAGUGCAUAGGCACAUUAAUCUUUCACUGUAUCAUGUUGUCAUAUUAUAACACCUUCUUGGUCUGUAUGAUAUUUUUGUCUACUCGUGUCCUGUACCUUCAAAUAUAUAUGUAAAACAUAUGAAUGUUAAUACUCUGUAUGUAUAUGAGGACCAAUAUUUAGGCUGAUCGAUGGCAUGAUAUAAUCACACUAAGGUACAGUACAUAUACCGAGCCACGAGCGAGUUGAAAUUGAAUGACAAAAUAUAUUUGUAUAGAUCUAAAUAUUUUAGAAACUAUCAUACACCAAGCCAAACUAUUGUGAUGUAUAUUUCUUUUACUCAUGUGUCUUGAUUUGACAACAUCAUCUAUGUGUGAAUGUAUGGCUGAUACGCAGCAGAAUGUUGUCAAAUGUCGGAGUAUACACUGGUAGAACAACCACCACCUGCUGUAUGUACCAUUAUUGAUUGUUUUUACAACAUCACACAACCAUGUGACGAUUAACCGGAGUGUUCUUUUUUUUCCUGCGUACACACAAAGUUUUCCAGUAGAGCACAGGACCUGCUCGGGAUCAUGUAUAGUGAGUGUCGUGAAACUGUGCACUGUGACCCCCCCCCCGGAUUAACAUGUGACCCAGCUUUAAGGUCAAGGGAAGGUCGAGUUAGGUUUUUGGGGAGAGGGGCCGACUGUACUGAAGUUGACACAGAGCCAUAAAGAGUCAGAGCUCGCUCUGCUUAAAAACACUUUUAAAAAAAAAAAAGAAUGUCUCAAACUCAAUUGUACAUGUUUUAUAUGUACGUAUCUGUAAUGUCGUUUUGGGGAUUAUGUCAGAAGAAAAAUAAA